This is a messenger RNA of Medicago truncatula (barrel medic), 1516 nucleotides long. RefSeq names its product protein FLX-like 4. Bases 327 to 1127 code for a protein of 266 amino acids. The record is from RefSeq and is a predicted model, not a curated record. NCBI's taxonomy places the organism in Eukaryota, Viridiplantae, Streptophyta, Magnoliopsida, Fabales, Fabaceae. The transcript has 3 exons.
AAUUAAUAAAUUAAAACCCAAAAUAACAGAACUCAGCAGCAGGGAAAGAAGAAAAAAAACGCUGCCAAUUUGCUCUUGUUGUUUAUUGUUUAUCAGAAACAAGUUGGAUCAGAGUCGCACCAAACUCAACUCGCCGGAAAACACAGACGAAGUUGUUCAUCGCCGGUCAUCAGAAAAACAGUGAGAAAUUCCGUCCAAUUCCUUACCCUCUCCCCUGGUAAGCGGGAUGACGCGAUUUCAACACGAUUUGCCUCAUCAAUAACCGCCCCUGCAACAGGCUACGCGCCACAGGGACGCUAUUGCACCAUCAUCGAUUGAAGUUCACAAUGAGGCAUAGCCAUGGUUCAUUUCAUCCUCAUCUUUUAGAAAACAAACUCGCCGCUCAAGAAGCAGAAAUCGAGCGACUCAUUAGCGACAAUCGCCGAUUAGCAAACACACACAAAGCCUUAAGAGACGCACUUGUUUCCGCUGCACAAGAUGUGCAGAAGAUUAAGUCACACAUUAGAAGCACACAAACUGAAAGUGAUAUUCAAAUUAGAGUGUUGUUAGAUAAGAUUGCGAAAAUGGAGGUUGAUAUUAGAGCUAGUGAUAGUGUUAAGAAAGAGCUUCAACAGGCGCAUAUUGAGGCGCAGAGUUUAGCGGCAUCGAGACAGGAAUUGAGUGGGGAAAUUCAAUUGGCUACUCAGGAAUUGAAGAAGGUUAUUAGUGAUGUUAAGUGUUUGCCGGAUUUGCACGCUGAAUUGGAGAAUUUAGUGCAGGAGCAUCAGAGGAUACGUGACACAUUCGAGUACGAAAAGAGCAAAAAUGUUGAGCUAGUCGAUCAAUUGAAAGCAAAAGAGAAGAAACUAAUAGGGAUGGCAAGAGAAGUUGAAAUGUUGCGGGCUGAGAUUUCAAAUGCUGAGAAAAGAAUAAAUGCACCUAAUCUGUUUGGAGCUGUUACCCCAGCAGAUGGCAGUGGUGCCUUUCUUGAUCCUUAUGGGAGAGUUCAUGGUCAAAUGGCUUUUGGGCAAGUAGGAGAGUCUAUGGUACCGGUUGGCGACAGCAAUGGAGCAGGAGUUGUAAAUAGUAAUGAUGGUAGCGGUGCUGGUUGGGCAGGUCAAUAUGACCCAUCAGUUGCUGGGAGAUGAAGUUUAAUGAGUGAGGAUCAAUCAAAUGCAGCUUGAUUUCAGCUUUUAUUGGUACAAUGCAAUGAGGAUGUGAUGAUUUUAUUGAUGGCUCAUUUUCUUAAAACAUAAUGCAGUUCUGAGAAUUGUUGAAUUAGACUGCAAAUGAAGGGGUGGGUCAGAGAUAUGUCUCUCAAACAACUUAUGGUAGGUGAAGUUGUAAGUCUCGUAAGCAUAUCCAUGUAUUAGUGAGCCAUAUAUUAUUGAUUUUUAAGAUUUUAACCUGGAGGAAGCAAGCAAUCUUAUGAAACAUGCUUAGGAUUUGUUUUCCAUCAGAAAUGAUGAGACUGUUUGAAAAUCAUUAUGGAUACUAACGAGUACACUCAAAUCUUCUUUUCCUUUUGUGGUGCAUA